CGGCGGCCAAGGGGAAACCGGCGCCGCCCCGCCCGCCCGCCCGGCCGUCAGCUGAUGGGCCGCCCGCCCGGGAGGCCGCCGCCGCGCGAACAUGGCGGCCGAGAUCCACUCCAGGCCGCAGAGCAGCCGCCCGGUGCUGCUGAGCAAGAUCGAGGGUCACCAGGACACCGUCACCACCGCGCUGCUCAUUCCCAAGGAGGACGGCGUGAUCACAGCCAGCGAGGACAGAACCAUCCGCGUCUGGCUAAAGAGAGACAGCGGUCAGUACUGGCCCAGCAUCUACCACACCAUGGCCUCUCCUUGCUCUGCUAUGGCUUACCAUCAUGACAGCAGACGGAUAUUUGUGGGCCAGGAUAACGGAGCCGUAAUGGAAUUUCACAUAUCUGAAGAUUUUAAUAAAAUGAACUUUAUCAAGACCUACCCAGCUCAUCAGAACCGGGUGUCUGGGAUUAUCUUCAGCUUGGCUGCAGAGUGGGUGGUCAGCACCGGCCAUGACAAGUGUGUCAGCUGGAUGUGCACGCGGAGCGGGAACAUGCUGGGGAGACACUUCUUCAAUUCCUGGGCUUCGUGUUUGCAGUAUGACUUGGAUACGCAGUACGCGUUUGUUGGUGAUUAUUCUGGACAGAUCACCCUGCUGAAGCUUGAACAGAAUACGUGUUCAGUCAUUACAACCCUCAAAGGACAUGAGGGUAGUGUCGCCUGCCUCUGGUGGGACCCGAUUCAGCGGUUACUCUUCUCAGGAGCAUCUGACAACAGCAUCAUCAUGUGGGACAUCGGAGGAAGGAAAGGCCGGACACUCUUACUGCAGGGCCACCAUGACAGGGUGCAGUCUCUGUGUUACCUUCAGCUCACGCGGCAGCUCGUCUCCUGCUCCUCGGAUGGUGGGAUCGCAGUGUGGAACAUGGACGUCAGCAGGGAAGAGGCUCCUCAGUGGUUAGAAAGUGAUUCCUGUCAGAAAUGUGAGCAGCCCUUUUUCUGGAACAUAAAACAGAUGUGGGACACAAAGACCCUGGGGCUGAGGCAGCACCACUGCCGGAAGUGUGGGCAGGCCGUCUGCGGGAAGUGCAGCAGCAAGCGCUCCAGUUACCCCGUCAUGGGCUUCGAGUUUCAAGUCCGGGUCUGUGAUUCCUGUUACGACUCCAUCAAAGAUGAGGAUCGAACUUCUCUAGCGACCUUUCAUGAAGGAAAACACAACAUUUCCCACAUGUCCAUGGACGUUGCCAGGGGACUGAUGGUGACCUGCGGGACCGACCGUGUUGUAAAGAUCUGGGACAUGACGCCGGUGGUGGUCUGCAGCCUGGCAACUGGGUUUUCUCCACAUUGAUCCGGGAGCUGGGCGAUGUCCACACCUUACCAACAGCAACUCCACCAAAUGAAACUUCCCACAUAGCUCCGACGUCACUGUCUCGUAAUGGACAGACAGUAGCCACUUAAAAACAAAUCAGCAUUUUUACAAUGAAGAAAAUGUAAAGAUGUGUUUUGGGGCAUUUGUGGAAAUUACCUGUGGGGACUAAUGUGGAAAAGGUCUGUGUGUAAUGGCUCCCUGAGGGAUGGAAUUACUUCAGCGAAACUUCCUCAUGAAAAGUAUGCUAAGGUGUAAAGACGGAAUUAUCUAGUAAAUGAGUGUUUUAGCCUGGAAAAAGUUGAGCAAAAAAGUCAACACUUAGAACAUUUUAAAGCAGUCCCAGCUACAGACAUACUUCCCCUCAGGGGCUUCCUGAGGACUCCCAGGGCUCUGCGGGAGGAGCAGGAGUUGGCGGGGAGGAGGACUGGUUCUCUCCUGAGGGGUGGCAAUAGGAACUUAGGAAACCAGAGAUCUCUCCUUAUGUCCUGGCAGGAUGUGAAUAUCCUCUAUACUUAGUUAUUAUAAACUUCUUACAGACGCCUAUUCUUUUGGGGUAGUGCUAUGAUCUGCACUUAGCAUUCGGCUCCCUCCAGUUGGUUCUCUUCCCAGCCAUUGCACCAUGGAUGAAAUUUUGCAGUUGUUUUUGAGUAAGUUGUACAGUUUCUGUAGUGACCAAGGCAAUCCGCAUUCUUCCUUCUCCCCCAAAAUGUGCUCUGAGGUCAAAAAUGUUUUUAUGGUGCUGUGAACAUAGGAGUCAAGGAGUCACUCAAGCUGCCUGGCUUUCCCUCAUCACAGUAACAACUAAUGGAAAACCCAGCAACCAGCAUGAUUGUGACGGGAAAUGAUCAGUCUGUCCCGUGGGCCAGCCCACCCUCCUGACUGCCACCUGCUGCCUGCAGUUCCGAGAUGAGACUCUCAGAUACUGUGGCAAUUUAAUAUCAUCUUCAGGAAAGUACUCUAUAGCUUUUAAACCGUUCUGACUUUUAGCUGGAACCAGUAGUAUUCAUAUGUCAGAGUAGGAAAUUGGUGACCCAGAGCUGUAAACAUCAGUCAGUUCUUGCAUAGUAAUUUUCACCUUGUAAAUUGCUUUCAUAACCACUAGGAAAAACCAUUGUGCAUGGUGGCGUUUCUAAAGCUUCUGGGCCCCGAGUACUAGGAUGAGAAAGAUAUCUGAACAGGUUCAUGUCUUUUCAUAUGCUAAUAUCUAUGUGAUUUUUUUUUUUUUUAAACUAUAGUUCAUGUAUCACUGGAGGACUGUGGUAGUGAGUGGAGAAGGCCCAACUUUUUUAAAGGACAAAUAUAAAAAUAGAUAGCAACAGUAGCUUUGUUAUUCUUAGCAAUGUAUUGAUUUUAAAAAUCUCAGGACUUCCCCUGUCUGUGUCUGGAUCGUGUUGGAAGAACGUAGUCAUUCAACAUGAUAAAACUGAGGGACUGGGCCUGUUUUAUACCAGGUCUUAGAGGUACUAAGAAGUUUAAGACAGGCAGUUAAACUAAGAUGUGUUAAUGGCUGUGGGACACAGAUAAUAAGGGAAGGAGGCAAGGCACAUUGUGUUCUGGAAUGAUUUAUGAAAAGUUGACUUGUCUUCAGAAAUAAGGCAAAGGGUUUUGUUGCUUCUUAUAAUUGUCAUGUUAUAUCACCUGAAAAAGAUAAACUUUCCUGGACUCUUUUAUUUAUUUUUUUUAAUUUUUGCUUUCAAUUUCAGCUAGCUUUCACUCUUUUUAAUUUGAUGGGUUUUUUUCUUAUUUUCUUUCUUUCUUUCUUUCUUUUUUUUCUGUUCUUCCUUUAGCGAUUCUCUUGCCCUUUGCCUCCCAAGUAGCUGGGAUUACAGGCGCCGGCCACAAUGCCCGGCUUUUUUUUUUUUUUUUUUUUGUAGAGAUGGGGUUUCGCUCUGACUCACUCCUGCUCAUACUGGUCUCGAACCUCUGAGCUCAGGAAAUCCACCCACCUCGGCCUCCCACAGUGCUGGGACUACAGGUGUGAGCCACCACGCCCGGCCUCCCAGACACUUUUAAACAUACAUAUUGUUAACAUAGUUUAGUAAAAUUAAGUGAUGGUAACUUUUCAACCACAGUGUUAAGUGUUAAGCUUCCUGUAUAAAUUUUAGUCCCGUUAAUGGUUCAGCCCAAACAGUGGUGCUAUUCUGGGGGUUUUAUUAAGUCCUGAGAGGAAAUUAGAACACAAGCAAUUCCUUGCCCUGUGGAAGAGUGCUGAACUGUGAUUUUGUUUUCUCUUAACUUCUGUAAAAUGUGACUUCUUAAUAUCUGUGGUAGAUUGAACAGAAUAUCAUGGCUGCUGAGAGUACUCCAUAGCUUUCACACUUGUUUUAUUUUGAGAAAUUCUUUAUGAAAAACCCUGUGUUCCAUGGAGAACAUAAAGUUGUUAUAGUGCCUCCUGAGGGGUUAAGUUAAUAUAAAUCAAGGAGGGAAUUUAUAUUUAAGGAAGAAUUGAAGUGAGGUAUCUUAGGAAAGGAAAGGAGAAUGUUUUGCUAUAGCUUGCUCUGCAUCCUGGCCCAGUUUCUUUUUUCUGUUUAAAGACACAUAUGCCAGGCUUAUCUUAUAUAUCAGGUUUUAGGUAGCAAAGGGGUAAUAUUUUUUAUAGAGGUGGGCGAAAAUUAUUUUCUCAAUUGUACUGACGAGACUCAGAGAGAAGGUACAGAUAGGCUUAUAGCUCUUGCCUUAUUUUGAUUGCACUUCUCUUAAAUGGGUCGUUUAAAUUAGUUCUUCAAGUAACAGUUUACUGGUCUUUCCAUUCCUGAAUAUGCAAGCUCAUUUGUACCAGUAGGGAUAAAGGAGUGCAGAAUAGUAGAGAAGAAGCUUAUAUUUAAUCUAGUGUUGUAGGAUAAGGAAAUGCCAAUUCUUCAUUGUAAACAUGUUUUUAAAUUGCUCUUUAUUAGUCCAAGUGAUAGCAAUACCCUUAUGGCAUUAGUAGAAACAAAUUAUUCAUUAUGUUGUAAAUCUCUGUUUACUGUGUGUAGCUGGGUCUCACUAUAAAGAGAAGAUGAACAAAAAAUAUCUGCUCUAGUGUAUCACUUUGUUCUCCCCUAAAGAAUUCGGGUUGUUAGUAUCUAUAUUUUUAAACUGUUGAAAGUGAUCCAAAUAUGUAAUAAAUGCCGUAGGAGCUCUGAUCCAAGGACAUAUUUUUCUAAAAUCAGUUUUCUACUUCCGUUACUGGUAUCUCCUAAAAUGUAAGAAACCAAUUACUGUAAUGCUAUAUUUAUUCAAGUGUCUAUUGCUUAAUUGUUAAUUGUGAACAGAUUAUUGAAUGCCUACUCUAUUUUCUGCCGUUUACAAUAUAAUAACUCUUUGAGUCUGCUAAAGUUUAAUUGUGCAACAAAUUUCCAUUGGAUUACAGUUUAAAGUGUUUUCUCUAUAGCCUUUUUUGAUUGGGGAAGCAAAAGCUAAUGUUUAAUUCGUACAUUCUGUUCUCGUACUGGCUAUGUUUCUACAAGACGCGGUGCCCAGUGUAUCCCAGAGAUGCCAGAAAACUUUGUUCUUUGCUCCUAUUUGUGGGUUCUGUUUUUGUGGGGGGUUUUGAGACUAUGCAUACGAUAAAAUACUCCUUGCUUGUUA
Molecule: messenger RNA, 4915 nt
Organism: Nycticebus coucang (slow loris)
Lineage: Eukaryota; Metazoa; Chordata; Mammalia; Primates; Lorisidae
Gene: WDFY1
Product: WD repeat and FYVE domain containing 1
Exons: 12
Coding region: 92-1324 (410 amino acids)
Molecular function (GO): protein binding; metal ion binding
Source: RefSeq, a predicted model, not a curated record